This is a messenger RNA of Cryptococcus amylolentus CBS 6039, 411 nucleotides long. RefSeq lists its product as hypothetical. NCBI's taxonomy places the organism in Eukaryota, Fungi, Basidiomycota, Tremellomycetes, Tremellales, Cryptococcaceae. The record is from RefSeq and is a predicted model, not a curated record. The coding region runs from base 1 to 411 and encodes 136 amino acids. The transcript has 3 exons.
AUGGCAGUGUCAGCCACGACAACCCCUACCCCAACCCACGGUGGCGAAAGAGGCAGUUGGUGGUCUGGCAUCCGCAUGUUGGUUGUUUGGGUGCUUCAUCCCUUCCCAGAGAACAGGAUCGAUAAAGGCAGGGAAGUCUUUGCGGGUUUGCGAGACCUACUGUUGCUGGUGAUUUUGGUCGCCUGGUGGGUUGGGCUGAGUGAGCACAAGAAGCAUCGGCCCUGGGGCCUGAUAGCUCUCCUCUAUGUCCUCCCGCGGUGGAAGUGGUGCACGGCGCCAUAUGGCACACGGGUACUCGCCGCUGCCCCCGCCGACACUGCCCCUGCCCCCGCCGACGUUCCUCCUCCCUCCGCCCGCCGAGCCCAGUGCCUCGCUCCUUCGAUUGCUGUGACACCCUCCUUCGCUCUCUGA